Messenger RNA from Stegastes partitus (bicolor damselfish), 1271 nucleotides. The record is from RefSeq and is a predicted model, not a curated record. Lineage: Eukaryota; Metazoa; Chordata; Actinopteri; Pomacentridae.
AUGGCAAAGCAGAUGAAAAACAGACAGUUUGCUGAGGUCAAAGCUGAACAGGUCAUGCCAGAACAUGUAAAAGUGCAACACGCCCAAGCAGAGCUGGCAACAGCUCAGCAAUGGGCUCAAGUGGAGCAGCCCAAAGCAGACUCGGCCAAGUUAAUUUUAGCAGGGCAGACUGGUUCAGAGAAAGUCAAAACAGAACAGGCCAAAUCAGAACUAUCUAAGCAGGAGAGUGUAAAACAAGCCAACGACGAACAUAUUAAAAAGGAGAUAAGAAAAGGAGGCCAGACAGAAAAGUCCAGAGAAAAACAACCAGAGUGUGCCAGAGAGGAGCAGACAAAGGCUGAACAAAUAAGAGCACAGAAAGUAACGGACGAGCCAAGAAAUAUUACAGAGGAAACAGCGGCCGAGAACAAGAGAGACGAGCAGGGUAAGCAGGUCAAAGCAGAACAAGCUGAAGCAGAGAGGUCAAGAGAAGAACUCAUAAAAAUUGAACUGGCAAACACUGAGCAGACUGGCCAGGAAAGACUAAAGCAAACUAAAACUGAACAGGCCGCUGGAAAAGGAGUCAAUGCAGAACAAGUUAAGCAAGAAAAGGGCGAAAAAGGAAGAGGAGGAGAGAGCUGCACAAGAAGAGCAAAGAAGGAGGGCUGCUCAAAAAGAGCAGCAAAUGAGAGCUGCACGGGAAGAGCAGCAGAGAAGAGCUGCACAAGAGGAACAGCAGAGGAGAGCAGCCGAAGAGGAGCAACAAAGGAAAGCUCAAGAGGAGCAAAAGAGGCGAGCUGCACUGGAAGAGCAGCAAAGAAGAGCUGCACAGGAGGAGCAACAAAGGAGAGCUGCAGAAGAAGAACAGCAAAGGAGAACUCAAGAAGAGCAAACGAGGCGAGCUGCACUGGAAGAGCAGCAAAGAAGAGCAGCACAAGAAGAGCAACAAAGGAGAGCUGCAGAAGAAGAGCAGCAAAGAAGAGCUGCGCAGGAAGAACAGCAAAGGAGAAUUCAAGAAGAGCAAAACAGACGAGCUGCACUGGAAGAGCAGCAAAGAAGAGCUGCACAGGAGGAACAACAAAGGAGAGCAGCACAAGAAGAGCAACAAAGGAGAGUUCACAAAGAGCAAAAGAGGCGAGCUGCACUGGAAGAGCAACAGAGAAGAGCUGCACAAGAGGAACAGCAAAGACAAGCCUCUCUGGUUGAGGAGCAAAGGCGAGCUAAACUAAUGACUGAUGAAAAGAUAAGAAAAGAAGAGAAAAAUGCUUUUAUUUCAGAAGCUGAAAGGCUUA